Struthio camelus australis is the source of this 2508-nucleotide messenger RNA. Lineage: Eukaryota; Metazoa; Chordata; Aves; Struthioniformes; Struthionidae. The record is from RefSeq and is a predicted model, not a curated record.
ACUUCAAAGCCCACCGAGCGGUGCUAGCUGCUUUUUCCAACUACUUUAAGAUGAUUUUUAUCCACCAGACAAGGCGCGCUGCUUCGAUGGGUUUAGAGCAAUCAAGAAACCAUAGCCUUAUCACAGCUCCGUGCUGCAAACUCCUGCAGAUAAGGGCUGAGGCUGAGAUCAUCAGUUUAUUUUGAGCUUAGCACCAUCGAUGAGGCUGCCGAUCAGGCACCUCACCUGGCCAGGUAAAAAGCGGUUUCGCAGCAAUAAUUAAGUUGCUGCUGAGUUCUGCUCUGGCCUCUGAGAUGGCGCUUGCUGCUCGCUCGUGAUCGAUUCAGUUCCUCUGCGUUCACCUUGCUGUUUGCGACGGUGAGGACUGUGACCUUCAGCACCUCUGCGAGAUAAUCGUCAGCUAUCAGCCCUGUAGCCCUUUGGCUGGAAGUGAGAAGAUUAAUGCACUUCCUUUCCGAUAGAUACUGUUUGCUGACGCUGCAAUGUAGAGCUCCUGAAGGUUACACAGUAGCAGCAGCUGCUGAAUUUAUUACCUGGACGCACAAAUAUUCUUUGGCCUGUCUUAUUAGAACGGCACACGCUGUCCCCAUCCGUACCUCGCGCGGCAUUGCUGCGCUUGCGCGCGGUCACAGUUUGCUGCGCGUACGAAGGACGGGUAAACGGCCCCUCUCGCCGUCCCCGACUGUGCUCACGGUCCCGGUCACGCGGAGAAAUACGUGCUCGGGCGCUUUGCUGCGCACACGAGGCCUAGGCGGCUGUGGGAGUGGUGCGGUGCUGUUCGCUGCCCGUCUGGAGCCAGCCGGCAGGGCACGUGCUCUAAAAGCAAAGGACGGAGCAAAUGGACGGGCAGAUAACGGGUCAGGACUGUGAUUUGGAGCAGCAGAUGUACUCAAUCAUCCGUCUUGUUUCAGUGAAUGCAUAAAGAUUCAGCCCACAGACAUCCAGCCUGACAUAUUCAGUUACCUGUUGCACAUCAUGUACACUGGGAAGGGGCCCAAGCAGACCGUCAACCAAAGCCGGCUGGAGGAGGGCAUUCGGUUUCUGCACGCGGACCACCUUUCCCACAUCGCGAUCGAAAUGAACCAAGCCUUCACCCCAGAGACGGUGCCGUCUUCCAACUUGUACGGGAUCCAGAUCUCAACUGCCCACAAAACCAAACGCCUGGAGGCGAAAGAGAGCCUAGCGAACGCGGGAAACAGGCCCGCUGCCCCGGGGGACCACCCGCAGCUGGAGCCCUCCCUCGCCAUCGGCCUGGACGACGGCGCGCUGGACCAGCAGGUUGCUCGUCCCUCUGCUCAGCCUGCUGGUGCUGUCAAGCCCGCCGAAGAGCAUCCAAAGCUCUCCGCCUCGAUAAAGCAGGAGAAGUGCGACUCGGAGCCCGUCGUGUCCCAGAGUUGCACCCCUCCUUCUCCGGGCGUAGUGAAUCCCACGUUUGCUAAAGCCAGCCCCAAGGUGCAUUUGUGUCACUACUGCGGGGAGCGUUUUGACUCGUGGGGCGGGUUGCGGGAACACUUGCACACUCACGUCUCGGGCUCGCUCCCGUUCGGCGUGCCGGCCUCCAUCCUGGAGAGCAGCGACCUGGGGGAAGUGCAGCUGCUCGCGGAAAACAGGGAGGCCAGCGGAGGCCACCCGCUGGGGACCUUCCUCCUGGGAGGUGAUGAGCACCAGGCGGGGCGCCCGAGCCACAGCGACCUCGAGCCUCUGCAGAUUGGCCAGCUCUCGCUCAUCUCCAAAGACCACGAGCCGGUAGAGUUAAACUGUAACUUUUCUUUCUCCAGAAAGAGAAAAAUCAGUUGCACCAUCUGUGGCCACGCGUUUUUCCGGAAGAGCCAGUUGCUAGAGCACAUGUACACACACAAGGGGAAGCAGUACAAAUACAGCCGCUGCCAGCAGCUGGAGAGCCCCACGACCCCCAGGUUUCGUCCUUACUGCGACAGCGAGAGCAUGGGAAAGAGCUCGGGGUUAUCUCAAGAGCACUUAGAUUCCUGUAUGUUGGAGUCUGAUCUUAUCCAAGAAAGUGUUGAUACGAUCCUAGUAGAAUAGUUCUCCUCCCGCAUAGCCUUUAGGUGCUGAAACUGUCGAUAUUUUGGCAUUUUCCAUUUAGUGAAUGGCUCCACUCUAGAACUGAUUGUCUUCAAGCACCUUUCCUGCCUCCACUGAGAUAACUGUGAAGAACUAUAUACUUUGAUUGUGUAUUCACAUUUUUACUUCUUUGUCUAACUUUUAAACACAACCUAAUGAAAAUCAGUGUCCUUCUUGGAAGCCUCCAUGUAAUUUCGCUACGUUUUCAUAAAUGUAAACUUAACUCUGCUGUGCUUUACUGUAGUUAAGAUUGUAGAAGUUGCUGGGUGUGAGGUUUAAGCAGCAUCUGAGCAGCAUCCAAGACUGUUUGUAUCCUGUAGAAUUGCUCUCCUGAAAGUAGAAUGAGUAAAAUGUAUGGGGGAAAUAUAUGUUGUUCGUCCCAAAUAACUUUGUUUUUAAGUCAAAAUAAAUAUCUCAAGGAAAUAA